This is a messenger RNA of Trichoplusia ni (cabbage looper), 1741 nucleotides long. Its product is annotated as thymidylate kinase. Gene Ontology annotation, biological process: dUDP biosynthetic process; dTDP biosynthetic process; dTTP biosynthetic process. Bases 247 to 873 code for a protein of 208 amino acids. The transcript is spliced from 7 exons. Lineage: Eukaryota; Metazoa; Arthropoda; Insecta; Lepidoptera; Noctuidae. Gene Ontology annotation, cellular component: nucleus; mitochondrion; cytosol. Gene Ontology annotation, molecular function: dTMP kinase activity; ATP binding. The record is from RefSeq and is a predicted model, not a curated record.
CAAAUCAGCUGAGUGGGCCGGUAACUGACUGUAGACUGUACUGACUGACAGAAGUGACAUUUUGUUCCACUAUUUCCCGCCAAAAUAAGACAAGAUAAUCAAAUAAGAAUUUCCCUCAACUCACGAGACAUUUUGUAUGGAUUCCAAGGAAACAUAGCUAUUUUAAGGAGUAAUAUAUCGAAGGGAUCUCAAUUUAACCGUUACAGUAACUGCGCAAUACGUGUUAGAUUUUAUCAAUCGACCAAAAUGAAAAGGGGGGCUUUGAUAGUUAUCGAAGGAGUAGACAGAACCGGGAAAUCGACACAGGCCAGAAAACUGGUUGAAAACUUAAAGAAGAAGCAGAUUCAAGCUGAAUACACAAACUUUCCAGCCAGAGAAACAGAAGUUGGGAAGGUUAUAAACAGUUACAUACAGUUAAAGAGUGACUUAUCAGAUGAAGUGGUACACCUGCUGUUCUCAGCGAACAGGUGGGAGAGAGCCAAGCACAUAAUAAAGACACUGGAGGCCGGCACCACACUUGUUGUGGACAGAUACUGCUACUCUGGUGUUGCUUACUCAGCUGCUAAAGGUCUAGACAUUGACUGGUGUAAGUCACCUGAUGUGGGUCUACCCAAACCAGACAAGGUGUUCUUCUUAACAAUGCCUUUUGAAUCCAUCAUGGAAAGGAAGGGAUUUGGAGAAGAAAGGUACGAAGUUUUGGACUUCCAGAAGAAAGUAUCAGAAACAUAUGCAAAGUUGAAAGAAGAUUAUUGGGAAGUACUUGAUGCAAACAGGUCAAUGGAAUCGAUUGAAGAGGAUUUACUUGAAAGGACCCUGGAUGUCGUAAAUGACGUUUCAGAUAAACCUAUAGGCAAUGUCUGGGUAGAGAAAUAAUUUAGGAGAAAAUCGUUGGUUGGCCAAGAUAUAUAAGUAUUCAUAGAAUAAUUUGUUUCGUACAUAGUAUCAUUGUUGUUAAGAAUUAUAACUAGGUAUCUGAACUUUAGUGAACUUUGCAACAUACCAUUGACCACCAGACACAUAGCAGAGCUAAAGAGACUUAAAUGUGUCUGAGUCGUCAAGAUCGCACUUAGUGACAAAAAUCCAUCAAAAAUUGUAUAAUUCAUUCCAUUAUAUCACCUACCAAGUAUUGCUCUAUGAUGUUAUAUUAUAGCAGUGAUAUAUAUUCGGUGUACUUUACACUAAGCCACAAACUCUUUUUGAAGUACAAUAUAUUUUUAAUAGUUUUCAAUUUACAAUGGCAAGCAUUCUCACACAAAUGAACAUUGCACAAACUACUAACUAAUGUUGAAAUGAAACUAUUAUCGCGGUUUAAUUUUAGUUCCCGACGUUUCGAAACCUUUGCAGGUAAUAUGGUAUCAGUAUACCUUUGCAGUAUCAGUCUGCCGCUGACCGAAUAAACCGCGAUAAAAUCCGUAAAAGUAGUUUCACUUCAAUGUCUAACAUUCGCGUAAACCUAAGAAACCACUACCAACUAAUGUUUUUGCUUUAUAUCGCACUCUAUACUGUUAAACAAAUUGGUGAAGAAGAAUUAGUACUGAAACUAGGAUAAUUGGAUUGUGUAAAUAUGUAAAAUUAUAUUAUUUAGGAUAUAAAAAUGUUAUGUCUCUGUGUGUAAUUAUGUUAUACACUUUUCAGGUGCUUUUGCCAUUACAUUGCAUUAAUUUUCAUGAAUAACAUGUAAAACACAGCAUUUGAAUAAAUUGUAACAAUUUAUUUAUUAAAGUACAACUACAUGGUGUAA